Molecule: messenger RNA, 1997 nt
Organism: Amoebophrya sp. A120
Lineage: Eukaryota; Dinophyceae; Syndiniales; Amoebophryaceae
Source: the annotation of a GenBank genome assembly
UCUGCUGGUGGUCAACAAUACAACGUCGCUGCGCUACUUUUUUAAAUCAAUGCGUUUCUUGUACUUACUCGAAGAUCAGAUAUUGCUGUAGCGGCUGCGACCUAUGCGAAUUGAUCAGAGUUGAAAAUUGGGUUUCGUCGUCUCAACCCGACACAAUUGCUUUUUCAAAGCCACUCUUCUUCCCUCCGAUAAAAAUGAAUGAUGCCACCUCCAGUUGUCUCUCCUCCUCCUCCUCCUCCCACUCGUCUCUUGCUUUUCACGCGAACGGAAAGCGAGAUUUUGUCCCGACUGCUGGUCUGGAUUCAGCAUUACAAGGCGGCGGUGGUGCCGGGUCUGGAAGUUUUGGUCCUGACCGCGGGCGAUGUGCCAGUGAGAAAUGCAGACAACACUUUGUUCCAGGAGACUCAAGGACAAAGAACACAAGCAGGAACUUCUACACGACAGGCGGUACCAGUAGAGGCAGCGGCUCUUACGACCGCGCAUACCGGUGUAGUAGAAGAAGUGGACCAGAACAGACAUGCAACUACUUCUUCUCAGGAGCAUCAAAUAACGUCGUCUUCUGGCAGCGGCUGCAUGAGCGCCGCGGCCUCGGUGUCCACGCCGAAAAAUCUCCUUGCGGCGAACCAAGAUUUUCUCUUCGACGGCUGGUUAGUGCAGGAGCAAGCGGCGGUAAAGCGCAAAGACGUGGCGACGCGGUGCGCAGAAUUCCAGCCCGACUUUAUCGUGUCCGUCUUGUAUCCGAAGAAAAUUCAACUUGAGGUACCACUUACUACGUACAAAAUUUGUUUGCCGGAAAAAUCUUACUUAAUUUGUCACGCAAAAUUUGUAAAUAAGACUAGAUCGUCUAGUACGCCGCAGCACUUGACGUUGAUGCACAGUCAUGUGCUCUACUAUUCCUCUCAGGUCCUCCAGCUCGUUCCGGAAGGGCUCGCGGUCAACCUGCACCCGUCCCUCCUUCCAAAGCACCGGGGCAGCCUGUGCCAGUUCUGGCCGAUAUUCGAAGGCGACAAGGAAUCUGGCGUGACCGUGCACGAGAUGCUGGAGCGGUUCGACAGCGGCCCCAUUUACCACCAGCACGCAAUCCCGAUAUCGGAGGGGAUCGAGACGGCGCUCUCCCUGAACCGGAAAAUUCUCCACGCACUGGAGCUCUGUUUCGAUUGGACGCUGCAACUAUUUUUCGCGGAGGAGGUGGGGGGCAGGAUACGGGGGGCUGCAGCAGGUGACGAGGAAGUACAAGGAGAUAGAGAAACCGUUGGUCUACAAGUUGAAGUUGAUAUUAGGAAUCAAGUUAAAGCAGAGAAAGUCGCGAGGAUACAGCAGGCACGGACCGCGACGGUGGAGCUAGAUGAGCAGAAGUACCCGUACCACUACAAGCGCUUUCCAGAGGACGGGAUCGUCAACGAAAAGUGGGACCGGCGUCAGAAAGACCGCUUCAUCCGGGCCAUGUACUUUCCGCCAAAACCCCCGGCGAGGGUGCGCAUAGUGGUGUCUGGGAAUAAAGUUGAGGCGGGAGAGGUGGUGACCACGUUGCGCGGUGUAGAUUCGCUAAGCGAGUAUGAUCAGUUGCGAAGAGCAGGCGGCGUUCCUGGACUGGUGGGCGCAGGAAGUUGAUAACGAGGGGCUGCGCCGGCGCACCAAACGUGAUUCGGCUUCCAACCCAAAGCGCGUUCCACUUUCGAUGUGUUGCAAUAUGAGUCCGAAGAGAAGAUUGCAAGACCCAUGUCGAUGCAUCGAGGACUCACACACAAGGCUUGGCACCUUCUGGAACUGAGAAGUGUAGAGAUGUGUGCUCUCGUAAAAAAAUGACGAACUUCAAGAAAUCGAAGGUGCCAGCAGAAGUACGUAGUUGUAGACAGGCAUGCCAUGAUCUUGUCUUGGCUUCGGCUUGCUCUUGCGUGUCGCGUAAAGUUGAGUUGUUCGUCAGCCGAUCAACCAGGCGCUACCAGCGGGAACAAAAAAAUAAAAUCGAUCGUGUUGUGGAAAUACAUCGCGCGAAG